AUGGCGGCAGACAAUGGUGCUCAUUUGCCGUAUGGAGAGACUGGCACUGGCAACUAUGGUGCCAAUGUCGUUUCGAUCUAUGACAAAUAUCACAUUUUGUUGCGAUCUGAAUUCUUCCUUGAUGUGGCUAAGACAGUUCCAUUUCCGGAUAGAAACUCGGUGUACAACAUCGGCGACUACGGAACUGCUGAUGGUGCAGCUGCCAUGACACUCCUGAAGAAACUGAUAGAGUGCCUGAAGGAGCACCACGGACCUCAUGUGCAGUUCCAGGUCAUCUAUGAAGACAAAGUGGACAAUGACUUCAACUCUCUGUUCAAACGCCUCGGUGGUUUAAUCCCUGAUCCACAGUCGUACCUCCAGGACCUUGAGAACGUCUAUGCUCUGGCUUCUGGAACUAAUUUCUAUAAGCAGUGUGUUCCAGCCGAUUCAAUGCACAUAAUACUCUGCAUUGCUGGUGUUCAUUGGCUUUCUGGAAAGCCUCCUAUGAACAAAGAUUUCAUCUACUCUUUCCCAGGGACAGAAGCUGUUGUCAGGCAAAGGUUGGAGAAACAGGCGUCAGAAGACUGGGAGAGGUUUCUGAUCUUCAGGAGUCGCGAGCUGAAGAAAGGGGGAUUGAUGAUUGUAGCUGCACCUAGCGAUAACGCAAAUAGACCAGGAGGGGUGCGAAUAUGUUCCGAAACGCUUUUACAAACCUUGAACUCCACAUGGAAGGAGUUUCGUGACAAAGGUAGGAUAUCAAAAACAGAAUUCAUCAACACGAAUCUAGCAUGCUUUCAGAAAAGCCUGGAUAUGUUGAAAUCACCUUUUGAAGAUCCGAAUUCAAAAGUAGUUAUGUCCGGAUUGCGUCUACUAUCAGCUGAGGUGGUCACUAUUCCUUGUGGAGCCUGUGAUGACUGGUUAUGGCAGAAGGAGAACAAGGGUGUGGAUGACAGGGCUGGAUAUGCCAGACGGUACGUGGCAGCUAAUCGAUGUUGGAGCAACAGUGCCUUCCUCACAGGCCUUUCAGAGUCAAGGAGCAAGGUGGAAAAGGAAGAAAUAGUGAACGAGCUGUAUGAUCAGGUAGAGGAGGGCAUUUGA
Molecule: messenger RNA, 1077 nt
Organism: Haliotis rufescens (red abalone)
Lineage: Eukaryota; Metazoa; Mollusca; Gastropoda; Lepetellida; Haliotidae
Product: farnesoic acid carboxyl-O-methyltransferase-like
Exons: 1
Coding region: 1-1077 (358 amino acids)
Biological process (GO): methylation
Molecular function (GO): S-adenosylmethionine-dependent methyltransferase activity
Source: RefSeq, a predicted model, not a curated record